Molecule: messenger RNA, 2769 nt
Organism: Helianthus annuus (common sunflower)
Lineage: Eukaryota; Viridiplantae; Streptophyta; Magnoliopsida; Asterales; Asteraceae
Product: glutamine--tRNA ligase
Exons: 22
Coding region: 227-2569 (780 amino acids)
Biological process (GO): translation; glutaminyl-tRNA aminoacylation
Cellular component (GO): cytosol; cytoplasm
Molecular function (GO): glutamine-tRNA ligase activity; ATP binding
Source: RefSeq, a predicted model, not a curated record
UAACCCCCAAGCAACAAAGUAGAUCAGGUUUUCAAUUUUUUACAUAUUCAAUAAUCAUUCCAUAACCCCCAAGCAAAGUAGAUCAGGUUUUCAAUUUUUUACAUAUUCAAUAAUCAAGUUCGGAGCUUUCAAAUCUAUAGUGACAAUAGUUGACGGGUGUGGAUUAAACUUCUUCUUCUUUUUUCUACUUUUGUGAUAAUUUUGGAGUAAUUUCAAAGUGAAAAAAAUGGUGGAGGCUCUUGAUCUGUUUUUGAAGAUCGGAUUAGAUAAACGCACAGCUGAAAACACAAUCGCCAACAAUAAAGUCACCACGAAUCUUGUCGCCGUGAUUAACGAGGCAAAUGUCACCGAUGGAUGUGAACGGUCUACGGGCAAUCUUCUUUACACGGUUGCUACAAAGUUUCCUACCAAUGCUCUCGUACAUCGUCCCAAGUUGCUGGAAUACGUUGUUUCUUCUAAGAUUAAAACUCCUGCCCAACUAGAAGCUGCAUUCGCAUUUCUUACCGUCACUGGCUCAGACGAUCUUGAUGUCGGAAAAUUUGAAGAAGCUUGUGGAGUUGGGGUUGAGGUGUCAUCUGAAGAGAUAGAACACACUGUUGAUGAAAUGUUUGAAGAAAAAAAGAGUGCGAUUUUGGAGCAACGCUACCGAACAAAUGUUGGUGAUUUGUUUGCUCAUGUACGAAAGAAGCAACCUUGGGCUGAUCCAAAGAUUGUUAAGCAACUGAUAGAUACAAAGCUAUUUGAAUUACUUGGCGAAAAAACUGCAGCAGAUAAUGAGAAGCCUGUAAAAAAGAAGAAAGAAAAGGUUGUUAAAGUAGAAGAAGAUAAAACGAAAACUACCGUUGAAGAAGAAAUCAAUCCGUAUUUAAUAUUCCCUGCACCGGAGGAGAAUUAUAAGGUUCAUACAGAAGUAUUUUUCAGUGAUAGACCUGUGCUUAGAGCUUGUAAUUCAAAAGAAAUAUUGGAAAAACAUCUGAAGAAAACCGGUGGAAAAGUUUUGACCCGUUUUCCACCAGAACCAAAUGGAUAUUUGCAUAUAGGUCAUGCAAAGGCUAUGUUUGUUGACUUCGGUCUUGCAAAAGAAAGAGGCGGUGGCUGCUACUUGAGGUAUGAUGAUACUAAUCCCGAAGCAGAGAAAAAAGAAUAUAUUGAUCAUAUUGAAGAAAUUGUGAGCUGGAUGGGAUGGAAACCUUUUAAGAUCACAUACACCAGUGAUUAUUUUCAACAACUAUAUGAUUUAGCAGUUGAGCUUAUACGCAGGGGUCAUGCGUACGUUGAUCACCAGACUGGUGAUGAAAUAAAAGAAUACAGAGAGAAAAAGAUGAACAGUCCAUGGAGAGAUAGGCCAAUAUCGGAAUCACUUAAGCUUUUUAAUGAUAUGAAAAAUGGCUUGAUUGAAGAAGGAAAAGCUACACUUAGAAUGAAACAAGAUAUGCAAAGUGAUAAUUUCAAUAUGUAUGAUCUCAUUGCAUAUCGGAUUAAGUUCACUCCUCAUCCACAUGCUGGAGACAAGUGGUGUAUCUACCCUAGUUAUGAUUAUGCACAUUGCAUUGUCGAUUCUCUUGAAGAUAUCACACAUUCGCUUUGUACACUUGAAUUUGAAACAAGACGUGCUUCAUAUUACUGGUUACUGGACGCACUAAGCCUUUAUCAGCCUUACGUGUGGGAAUACUCACGCUUGAAUAUCACCAACACCGUUAUGUCAAAGCGUAAGUUAAAUCGUCUCGUGACCGAGAAUUAUGUGGAUGGUUGGGACGAUCCUCGUUUGAUGACAUUAGCGGGAUUGAGGCGUAGGGGUGUUACAUCAACAGCAAUAAAUGCUUUCGUUAGAGGAAUCGGAAUUACCAGAAGUGAUGGUAGUAUGAUACGUUUGGAACGCCUUGAAUAUCAUGUACGCGAAGAACUAAAUAAAACAGCUUCUCGUACCAUGGUUGUGCUACAGCCAUUAAAGGUUGUUAUUACUAAUCUUGAACCCAAUUCGGUAAUAGACCUCGAUGCAAAGAAAUGGCCAGAUGCCCCAAACGAUGAUGCGUCUUCUUAUUACAAGGUUCCUUUUUCAAAUGUUGUUUAUAUAGAGCAAACCGAUUUUAGGAUGAAAGAUUCAAAAGACUACUAUGGACUUGCUCCUGGAAAGACUGUCUUACUCAGAUAUGCGUUCCCUAUAAAGUGUACUGAAGUGGUGCUUUCUGAUGACAAAAAGACCGUUGUUGAGAUACACGCAGAGUAUGAUCCUUUCAAGAAGACGAAACCAAAGGGGGUUCUUCAUUGGGUUGCGGAGCCUUCUCCUGGGGUUGACCCAUUGAAGGUGGAAGUCAGACUGUUCGAUAAACUGUUCCUUUCUGAGAAUCCCGGAGAACUUGAUAACUGGCUUGAUGACUUAAACCCCGAGUCGAAAGUGAUAAUUCCUUGUGCUUAUGCUGUACCGGCACUCAAGUUUGCAGAAGUAGACGAUAAAUUUCAGUUUGAAAGGCUUGGAUAUUUUGUGGCUGACAAGGAUUCAACACCCGAAAAGCUCAUUUUCAACAGGACCGUUACAUUGCGCGACAACUAUGGUAAAGCCACCAAGUAGAUUGUUCAUUUGUCUGCUUAUGAUAUACUUUUUUUGUCUGAAAAUGGAAGUAGAAACACAAAAAAUGUUUAAUACGCAGUUAAUGUAAUCAGUUGGGUUUUGUUUUUCAUGUUAUACGAUAGAGUUGUAAUAGACGUUCUUAAGUGUUGAUGGUUAAAACUUUGUUUGUUAUCCAAAAGAUGUUGGGAUUUUGCGAGGGA